ACUGACGUAACGCUUAGUUCGCUAGCGCGUCAAGUCAGUCAGUCAGCUAUAGCCAAGAUUUAAAAUACAUAUAUAUAUUUUUUAAAUGAUUUGUAGCCUAAACGUUUGUGUUGAAAGUGAGCUAUAGUUUCGUUUUUUGCCUGCCAAAAACGUUUCUUUGUUUUACUGCUGCACCUUGCUUAAUAAAGGUGUAUGUAAUGCUAGCUAGCUAACAGCUUGCUAACUGUUAACCGUUUGACCGUCCCUGUUUGUGAGACCUAUUGAAAUGGAUGACCAUGAUUCCCUGGGCAGUAUGGACAGCUUACUUCUCCAGCUAGCUCUGCAAACCAGGGACAUCGCUCAGAAGAGGGAUCAGAUCAAUCAACAGAUUCAAAUCGGCAAAGCCAAUGUUGCUGAGAAGAAAUCCUACAUCAUAGGGAUCCAGAAAAACAUCAGGAAGCUUGAGGAGGAAUCUCACCAUAAGCAGAACAUUGUGAAGCAUCUUAAAGGCAAUACGAAAAAUCUAAAGGGAACUAACGGCCUCCUGCUGCAGUAUGAGAAGACGCUGCAGGCUGAAUUGGAGAGGAGACGAGACAACUGUAAUCAAGACAUGAAAGUGUACCAGGAGAGAAUAGAGCGCUACAGGAAGGUUUUCCAGCAGCACAAAGAGAGUUACUGCCAGAACCCUCUGGCCAAGCAGUUGCUGAUGAUUCAGUCAGGAAAAGAAGAGCUGGAAAGCAGGAUUAAAGUUUGUGAGGAUCAGAUAACAGCCAAAGAGAAGGCUCUGCACGAUCUACUAGGUCAGACAUUGUCCAUCGAAAACCCAUUGGAAAGCAUCUCUGGUCUAUUGACGGCAGCAGAGUCUCACAGACAGUCAUCGGCUCAGACUGAGGAUGACCAUCAGUCUCCACUAGACAUCUCCUCCUCCAUGAUGGCCAUGAGAAACACGGAGAGGGAAUUGAAGAGCAUCUAG
Messenger RNA from Oncorhynchus gorbuscha (pink salmon), 952 nucleotides. RefSeq lists its product as uncharacterized. The record is from RefSeq and is a predicted model, not a curated record. The coding region runs from base 266 to 952 and encodes 228 amino acids. NCBI's taxonomy places the organism in Eukaryota, Metazoa, Chordata, Actinopteri, Salmoniformes, Salmonidae. The transcript is spliced from 8 exons. Gene Ontology annotation, biological process: oogenesis; homologous chromosome pairing at meiosis; meiotic DNA double-strand break processing involved in reciprocal meiotic recombination. Gene Ontology annotation, cellular component: central element.